Cyprinus carpio (common carp) is the source of this 1488-nucleotide messenger RNA. RefSeq names its product low-density lipoprotein receptor-related protein 2-like. The transcript has 8 exons. Bases 110 to 901 code for a protein of 263 amino acids. NCBI's taxonomy places the organism in Eukaryota, Metazoa, Chordata, Actinopteri, Cypriniformes, Cyprinidae. The record is from RefSeq and is a predicted model, not a curated record.
UGCUGAACCCCUGUCAGGGUGUCUGCAGUCACCUGUGUUUGCUGCGGCCGGGUGGAUACACCUGUGCCUGUCCGCAGGGCUCCACACUGCUCGCCUUCAACAAGAAUGAAUGCGAUGCCGGUGUCCAUACGGUUACUCGGGUAGUUACUGUGAAAUGGGGAAGUCUAGAGGUGCUCCUGCAGGAACAGCUGUGACCGUCCUGUUAGCAGUGGUUAUUAUUCUGAUUACUGGAGCUCUGGUUGUGGGAGUUUUCCUCAACUACAAGCGCACCGGCUCUCUCAUCCCGUCAAUGCCUAAACUACCCAGUCUGAGCAGCCUGGUGAAGUCGGCAGACACAGGAAAUGGAGUGUCGUUUCGUUCAGGUGACAAUGUGACGAUGGACCUGGAGCCUCAGACUCUGGGAGUGUCCUUCAUCGACAGGGCCAUGCAGCUGGAUGAGAAUUUUGCAGACUCUGGCAGGCAGCCAAUCACAUUCGAGAAUCCUCUUUACUCGACUGCAGCCGGCCCAUCCAGCGAUCCAGCAGUAAUACACGCUACACAGGUCACUGUGAACGUCAGCAGUGACCAGGUGGAGAAUAACUUCUCAAACCCUACGUUUAACGCUCAUGAACACGCAGUGGAGGUGAAGAGCACACCUGCAGAGCAAACAACCACACAGGAGUCCAAAUGGAGUUUCUUUAAAAGAAAACUGAUGCCAAGCACAACAUUCGAAAACCCUACAUAUUCAGAGAUGCAGGAUGAGCAGAAUCAUGGAGCUGCAGACGCCAGCGCUUCAUCACAGCCGUCUCCUUUCGUUCCUCCUCCCAAACCCCAGAAACGAGAGAAACUGAGCGCCUAUUCACCGACAGAGGACACCUUCACAGACACGGCCAACCUGGUUAAAGAGGACAGUGAAAUAUGACCAUCACACGGGAAAAUACAAAGAAAAACUCCCUUUGCACAGAAUCUAUUUUUAUAAGCAGCCUGCAUAUGACAGAAAUCAAUUUAAGAUUAUUUUUGAAACAAAUAAAAAAAAAGUAUAGAUGAGAAUAGAUUAAAUGUUUGUAUAGCCUACAGAAAAGAGACUUUGCCUUCUGAUACUUUGUAUGCCAAUUCAUGUUGUAUGAUUCUUUUUGUAUUAUUAUUGUGAUGUCAUAUUUGUAUAUCUUUGCACUGAUGCUGCUGAAGGAGAAUGUUAUGAAUAUUUUGUACAUUUGUAAAUUGAAAAGAUUUUGUUUGAUGAUAUCUUCUGGUCAGAUGUUAUUUUAAAAAUUGAUUAUCACUUAUUCCUGGAGAUUCGCGCACACACACACACAUAUGCCAACGAUACUGAGUAAAAGUGCUUUGAGAGCCAGCUGAGACUUUGACAUUUGAUCUGAUUAUUCAUAAAGGAAUAGUUCACCCAAAAAUUACAAUUCACCCUUUAGGACAUCCAAGAUGUAGAUGAGUUUGUUUCUUCAUCAGAACAGAUUUGGAGAAAUGUAGCAUUACAUCACUUGCUCACCAAUG